Molecule: messenger RNA, 1179 nt
Organism: Pieris macdunnoughi
Lineage: Eukaryota; Metazoa; Arthropoda; Insecta; Lepidoptera; Pieridae
Source: the annotation of a GenBank genome assembly
AUGCUGUCUUUAAUCUGUCAGAAGAAUGCUAAAAUUCUACCCCAGUUAUUGUGCAAUGUUAGAUGUGCAAGUAAAUCUCAUAAACCCAAAACUGCCAUAAUUAUGUUAAACAUGGGAGGACCACAAACGGUAGAUCAGGUUGGAGAUUAUCUUCAUAGAAUAAUGACAGAUCGUGAUAUGAUACAAUUGCCAGUUCAAAGUAAGUUAGGACCGUGGAUAGCUAGUCGGAGAACUGAGGAGGUAAAAAAGAAGUAUCAGGAAAUUGGUGGAGGAUCACCGAUUUAUAGAUGGACAGAUUUACAAGGCAAAUUGCUAACAGAAGCCUUAGACCAAAUGUUACCUGAGUCUGCACCGCACAAACACUACAUAGCCUUUAGAUAUGUACCACCAUUUACUGAUGAUGCACUUCAGGCGAUGGAGGCUGACGGUGUGGAAAGAGCUGUGAUAUUCUCACAAUACCCACAAUAUAGUUGUGCAACCACUGGGUCGAGUUUGAACGCGAUAGCUGACUUCUAUAAGGACAAGAAACAGCCGAAUAUAAAAUUCAGUUUGAUAGAACGGUGGGGAACUAAUGAGCUCUUAGCCACGGUUUUCGCUGAUCGAAUAAAAGAGAAGUUGAAGCUAUUUGAUGGGAGUGUCAGAGAUGAUGUCAUGAUUAUGUUCACUGCGCAUAGUUUACCAUUGAAGGCGGUAUCCCGUGGAGACACAUACCCUCAUGAGAUAGCAGCUUCAGUUUCAGCCACCAUGAGCAAACUCCAAGUACCGAACCCUCAUAGGCUUGUGUGGCAAUCGAAGGUCGGACCCUUACCGUGGCUUCAGCCAUACACUGAUGAUGCUAUUAAGUCAUACGCAAAGAAGGGAGUCAAACACAUGAUCCUCGUGCCAAUAGCGUUCGUCAAUGAACAUAUUGAGACGUUACACGAGUUGGACAUUGAGUAUUGUGAUGAAGUCGCUAAAGAGGCAGGUGUUAAACAAAUAGAGAGGGCUGCAGCACCCAACGACCAUCCCACAUUCAUAGCAGCUAUGGCUGAUGUUGUGUCCAAGCACUUAACAACUGGACCAAGUGUGUCCCGACAGUUUUUGUCCAGAUGUCCCCACUGUGUUAGUGCAAGAUGUCAAUCUUCAAAAGAGUUUUACAAAAAAUUAUGCAAUUAUAUUGAGUGCUCUAAAGAGAUGUAA